AUGGCGCGGGAACUCCAGGUCUCUCCCUACACCUUCAAGCUGAUCACCGUGGGCUCCGGCCUCCCGGUGGAGGGCAACGGGGUCCGUGUGGAGAGCUUGGCGGAGAGCGGACGCAUCGAUCUGACGAUGAUGAAGAUUGAAAACCCUGGGGGUUCCUUGGCCAAAGUUUGCUGCUUCCCAGUUUUCCCUCGCCGUAAAAAGCUCCUCUUUCUGGCUCUGGCGAGCUGCUUGGGGGUCUUUCUGACCUGGCAACGAAUGACCAAAUAUCGUUUCCUCAGAGCCAACUUCAUCCCACUAAGUGGACUUAUGGCGCCGGCUUUGAGAUCUGAUUUGUCUGAAGGACAAAUCUAUGUGACUUUGAAAGAGCAAGGAAUCUUGGUGCCCAAAGGUGGCUGUAUUUGGGACAUUGGAGCAAAUGAUGGCGUUUGGAACUCCAAUUCAUUUUAUCUCAUCAAUUAUCUGAACUAUUCCGCGGUGUUGUUUGAGCCCGAAGCCGAAGUCUUCUUGUCCCUGCGACGGCGCUAUGCCACCGCGGAUUCGCCCUUCGCAGGCCGGGUGGAACUGUAUAACAUGGCCUUGAUGAAGAGCGCCGACGUCAUGGAAUAUCGUGUCUUUCCAGCCUCUUUGGAGAGCACUUUGGUGAAGACCCGGCGUCAAUACGAUCCCCAGCCGGACUACCGAUAUCAUGUGGCCGGAGCGGAUGCGCGGAUGGUCUGUGAUCAACAGAAAGAAUAUCUGAAAACAGGGCGCUGUGGGGAGACCAACUCUCAGACUUUCAGUGUCUUGUCAAUAGAUGCUGAAGGAUCUGAUAGAAGUAUCUUUUCACGAAUUCACGAGCUGGGAUGCAGCUUUGAUCUUGUGAUCAUUGAAGCGGCUGGAGAAGACCUUGUGGAAGAUGGGAUUCCAACGCCCGACUCGCAAGGCUAUCUACAGUUGCAGAGCAAAGGCGAUGGCUCCCCCCGCAGCGAUGCCGCCCGCCGCUCGCGGCUGACGGCGACGGUCGCCAUUCUGCUCUUCACGGCGCUGGUGGCAGGAUUUUUCCACUUUCCCUACGGCCUGCUGGUGUGGUAUGUGGUCUACCUCGUGGAAGCCUUAUUCUUCAACCCAACGGCCAAGGGCCUGAUGCGACUCAAACAAACCGAGUGUAUCCUGGAUUAUAUCGAUGACAUUAAGGCCUGUCGCCCUGCUCCAGAAAUCAAGGCGCAGUGUUAUCACAUGGAGACACGCACGCGACACACCACGAAUCAAGAUGGCACUACCCGCACAGAAACGUACAGCGAACGAGUUGACACGGCCAGCUUCACUGAACGCUUGAUGGUAGCGCAAUGGGACGAUAUCACGGGGAAUGUGGUAGAUGGCUUGAGCUACUUUCCUCUCCUACACGUUCACUUUGAGAUUCAAUGGGAGGCGGGAGACGCCGAGACACAUCGCAGCCAUGAACGCCAGAGACAGGCCUUGAAAGCCCGGGCAGCUGCUGCGGACGUGAGCCAUGACAUGUCAGAGGAGCUGAGGUUGAUAGAUGAACAGGGUCAGGAAUGCCCCUUCUACACUGACAUGAUCGGAACCACUGGCGACUCUUUCCCUAUGUGGUUGGGCUAUUUGCCCUACGCGAUCUGCUGCAUCCUUUGUUUGAGUUGGCCAUAUCGCUACUGCUUGGCUCAGCGGGCGGUCAAGGGGGACUUCAUCUUUGAGAAGAGCCGCUUGCUGAAAUCUUGGUCACCAAUCUGCAAUGUAACCAACUACCAAGUACGAUGA
Cladocopium goreaui is the source of this 1755-nucleotide messenger RNA. The record is from the annotation of a GenBank genome assembly. NCBI's taxonomy places the organism in Eukaryota, Dinophyceae, Suessiales, Symbiodiniaceae.